Molecule: messenger RNA, 6957 nt
Organism: Trichoplusia ni (cabbage looper)
Lineage: Eukaryota; Metazoa; Arthropoda; Insecta; Lepidoptera; Noctuidae
Molecular function (GO): protein binding
Source: RefSeq, a predicted model, not a curated record
UCUCGUGUUUCUAGUAGUUGGUAAUUUCAGUGUAAGUGUUCAAAAACUUAAAAACAAUUAAAACUAUUGCUGUUCGUAUUGUAAUGAGCAGUGAAUUAAAUUAACAAGGUGGCGGCGGCGGAGGCCCGGGCGUGUCGGUUUCAACUCAGGCGGAUAUAGCACAUUCGGCCAAAGGCUACGAGUCAGAGGAUGAAAACGCGGGGAGAAAGAGCCAGAGGGCCAACGACGAGCGGCCAGCCAGCAAGACCACCAUGUACUCUAAGCAGGAAUUUCGGGAACAGUACUGCAUCAACAACAAACAACUGGAUCUGCUGGAACUGGAGAAGUCCAAGAAGGACAGAUUCCUCGGAUGUCUCUCUCAAUACCAUAUCGAGAGCCCAUGUUCCAGAGCCAAUAGAGCAUCAUUUCUAUCCGUGUGCGUCCGCCGGCGUGUGCCCUCAGAUGAGAACCUCAACACCGAUUAUGCACCAAUACAGAGGUAUCCCAGGUUUGGCCAACCAACCCCGGCACCACCCGAGCUAUGUGCAUACGACGCCGAUCUGGAGUGCUCGUACUUCCGCAGACGUCCACGGUCUGUGUGCAGUCAACCUGACCCCAAACGCUACACCUGGAUGCCUGAGGAUGAAGACUUCACCCGGAUGGAGUGGCCACAAUCGGUAAUAGAAGAUAACGCGGGUUGGCCCCAAAAUUAUAAUGUGGACCAAAUCGCGUCAGUCAGCCGAGGAGGCUCGUUGCCUCGGCCACCUUCUAUAAUUCCAUGCCCCGCCCACACGCCUAUACCGCCGCCGCCCCCGCCACCCCCUCUCACCAUACCACCCCACAGUUUCCACCACCAACUUAACAUAAUCUUAAAAAAUAUUCUUCUUUUACAUUCUAGAACAAAACACGUAUCGUUUGCUCGCUCGCACACUCUCACCACAUUCGAUGACUCCGUGAUGCCAGCUGCAGUCAGUGGUAAUCGCUACAGGAGAGACUGCGAGAGACUCAUCGAUGGACGAGUUGUUAAGCCUGAGCCAAAGCCAUACUCAACGCUACCAGUGAUGUUCCAGCCAUUUCCACCAUACCCACCGUUCAUAGCUCAGUCUGCGCCUGCGCCGAUUCACUACCAACCUCCUAUAACGCCGCAUCCAAGUCACCCAAUACCGCAAAUGCCAAGACCUACACAAACUGAACAACCCAAAGUAGUAGUUUUAGAUUCUAUAAAGAAAGGUGUUAUGAGGACUCAAGCAACUCAAACCGAAGUUUGUUUAGGACGAAAACCACUGCCACCUAAUUACUUGUCUCUAAGUCCCCGGACUAUAAAAAGGGUAAAAAUGGUGGCAGCCGGUGUUCAAACCAAUGGAUUUACGGUUGGAACUCGAAGACUCACGAAAUCUUUCUCAGAAGUAGGUGGCGAUAGAUUAGCUGGUCGUGAUACACCGAACGAUAUUGCAACGACAGUAGAAAGUUUUAUCGCUAAUGAUCACGAAAAGCUUCAUAGAACUCAAUCGGAGGAACCACCCCGGUCUCCUCGUUCUCCUACAGCCAUGAUGAUGCCUUCAUCACCCCUUCAUCGCGGAGACUCUGAUGACGUCACUUCUUCAUCAGUCAAAUCCGUAGCAUCGUCAUCACAGAUAGACAAAUCGUCAGAGCUAAGCGCUUUACAAAGGCAAGCUCAAGAAUAUUUCCAACAAAAUUUCCAGUUCAUCCACGAGAGUGACAGAGAUGAUACCAUAGAUGAUGACAUAGAAACAAUAGAGAAAAGUAUGGCGUUGAAUCGCAAAAAUCUAGAAUUCUUGCAACAAGAAAUUGCUAAACAAACCAAAGGUGACAAAUCCCUAAGAUCUAUUUUAUCAAAAAGUACUAGUGACGCAUCCCAAAAAACAAUAAACUCUGCAACGCAUCCAUUUUCGAAAACUCCAACUUUCCAAUCCGAACCUUCAACGGAAACUUCAGCGACUACUACAGAUGACAGUGAAAAGAAUGAAAGGGAAAUCAUUAUUGAUUUUGAACCAAGACCUGAUGAUGAGGCAAUACCAUUUACAACUCUACGCAGGAAAACAAGAAGAGUCUUGCAAAAAACGCUGUCUGAAGGAGAAAUACUUUUAGAUGUAAGAAAAUCAGAACUUCAAACGAAUGGUGAUGGUAUAAAAGAUGCGCCCAUAGUAAUGUCUACCAGUCAAGAGAACAUGACGAGAGAAGACCGGGAAAGGGAAGCAGUAUACAAACAGUAUGUCGGUCAAAACUACAAUCAGACACCUAUAAAAGACGAAGGUAUAUUUGGAUUUGAACCGGAUGGAUCAUUCAGUUCUUCAGAUGGGAAUGCACCAUAUGAAGAUUUUCAUGAAAAAUACAUUAGUUACAAGCAUGAACCAUUUAGAAAUCGCAGCGUAAGUUUUGAAGAAAAGACCGAAAUCAUAAUUGACAAGGACGAAAUUCCUGAGAGCAGCACUGCCAAAUCUAGUCCUGGUUCACCAGAGCCAGUAACUAUUGAAGCGGAAGUAGGUCAAAAAGUAAAACGCACUGCUAUUUCAAACACUGUUACAACUAUUCUUGCACCAUUUGACAAAGUUUCGCCUUGUGCUUCAAAUGAAUCAUUGACUGUAGAUCCAACCCGGGACCAUUCCGAUGGAUUGUGGAAUGAAUCGCAGACCACUGUGUUACAAGUUGAUUCUUGCACUGAAAAUGGGACAGUUAUAAGCUCUUCUGAUUUAAGUUCGUUGGCUGCUUCACCCGGAGCACUGGCUCUGCUAACACCAACUUCAAGGAGAAAACAACUUUUAUUACUCCAGCAUCAACAACGAUCUUCUUUAGAUACUGAUGCUUUAGAUGAGGAAUUCGAUGCAUCACAAAGCCAGUCACCUACAUCUCCAAGAAAUAAGUUGGACACGUCUAGCUCUAGCUCUCAGGCACGAGCGUCCCUAUCACCGCCUGCUGUUGUUCCAAGUGUCUCACUACCCAUCACGAAACAACCGACAAUUUCAAAGACAAUAUCUCCUCCAAAACAACCCCCAAAAGUAAAUCACACACCUGCUAUUGCAAUAACCCACCCAAGCCUAGACUUGGCCGAUGUUCCGUUUAAAAGAACUCCGAGUUUUAUAAACAAAAAGCGAGAAAGAGCACUAAGUCCAUCUAGGAGAAGAGAUUUGCAAAAAAAGGCUCAGCAAAAGGAACCAAAUGGAGCAAUACCUAAUCAGAUAAUUGAAUCUCCAUCUGAGCCUCCAUUAGCCAAAGCAGCUAGUAGUGAAACUAGUCUAGCUAGAACUGAUUCAGGCAAAAUUAACACUACCGAUGUAUCAGAAAGUACAACAACAACUGAAGACUACGUUACAGCGAACUCAGAUAGUUCUAAAAAAAGUAACAGUAGAAAUCAAAACCAAAGUAAGUAUCGCCGAAGUAGAAUAAUCACUUGUUUGUCAUUACCUUAUAAAAAAUCUUCAUUUAUAGAUCCAGAAAAUAACAAAACACAAGAAGGGUCUUCCUUUGAAAGUGCUUCAAGCCUUUAUUCUUCGACUCGAACUGAAAAUAUCGCUGAAGAUUUGAUCGUGCCAAGUUUCUCCCCACCUCUAGAAAUAAAUGACGACUUCAUAGUCCCAGACCUCGCAUCACCUCCAUUGCCAUUACCUGAUAGGUUACCUAAGCUUACUGUUGAAAAGAUUGAAGUCAAAGCCGACAUUACUCCGACCAUUCAACACAUCAAGAGAGAAAAGACUGAUAUUAAAUGUAAAAACGAAAUACCUAAAGUUCCCAAGACUAUACGUGGCACAAUUAGUGGAAAGAGUAGUUCAAGUGGAAGUUAUAGUAUAGGAGGAUCGAAUCCUAAUGUUACGGAAGCUGUUGAUGAUAAAACACCAACUGAUAAGAUAGCAGAACUGCCUGAAUGUAGUGACGCUAAACCAAAAGAAGACAAAUCAACCACUACCAUUCAUGAGAAGGAACAACUUGUGCCAAAAAUGAUGGUAAUGAUGUGUGUAGUUAAAUGUCUCAUUGUAUUCAAAGGUCGCCUGAAAAUCCUGUUGUUUAGUAUCAUUUCCACAUUGUGUGUCAUCAUUUGUAUCCCUACUUUGUGUGCCUCACUAAAAUUAAGUACAAUGCACAUGUUAAUACCAAGUUUAAUUACAGGGUCACUGUCAGAUGACGAAAGAAGUGUUCACUAUUCAUCGUCAGGUUAUUACGAAAGUCCUGCUGAAGACGACGAUGAUGGUGGGUUGACAUACAAACAUUCGCAAAAAUACAAAUCAUCAACUAGACCCAAAUCAUGGUUAUCAGAUGAUAAACGAAGGAAGAAGAAAGCUUUUACUUUAGAAUUUUCUAAAUCUUACGAUGACUCUGUUUCUACUUCCCAAGAUGACUGGGGGAAACAACCAAAAGAUCCUGACAGCAUAAGCCAAAAAUCUGAACGAAGUAUCUUCAAACCAUCUACCGCUAAGUCUCCUUUAGAGGAAAAAGCACCAGAGGUUAGAAAAAAGAAAACACACUUUGCUGACAGGGCUAAAAGUGUCCAAUCUUCACCAAGAGAACCAGUUGAUAUAGAAAAAUCAAUCAAAGAAAAAGUUUCAAAAGAAAAAGAUUCUGAACCGAAACGCCCUGUUGAACGCGAAAGAUAUGUAAAAAGGACUAAGCUGAAAGCUAAAAGUCCGACUCAAAGUAAAACUUCUGAUGGCAAUCAUAGCUACAGACCAACACAUUAUGAAAGGAGGGAAGCUAUGGGGUCUAAUAUGAAACUUCAUUUAAAUAUACCUACUUCAGAUGACUCCAGUGAACAAUACAGGAAAGAAGGUACAACCAAUGGAAAUCUAUCUCCAAGAAAACACAGGCGUUUACGCGAUAGCCCUCGAAGAAAAACUGCUAAUAAUUGUAAUAACGCUAAAUCUCCAACAACUUCCAACAAUCACACAGUGUACAGGCCAAGACGGAAAAGCGGCUCCAAUGAAAGCAUAUCUCUACCCGGUAGUUUGCCGCGUAGAAAGCAAUCAAUACCUACAGUUCCCUGCAUUAGUUCGCUUGAAGCUGAAGAUAUAGAAACGACAAGAACUCUUACUAAUGCGGGGUCCAGAUUGACACCUCUGCGAUACGUUAAAAGUCCAACUUCAUCUCCAAGGCACCAUAGAAAACAAGACCGAGAUGGAAAAUUCGCAAAAGCUGCAUCAGCUGAAUCUCUUCGCUCCGUAUCGCCGGGUUCUGAUUCAGUAUUUUACUCAGAGCAAACAGAGCACAGUUUAAUAGGAGCAGAUGGAGAAUCCAAGGCACAUUGUCUGCACUGCGGCAAGGAGGUUCAUAUUGUAACCGCUUCUCAUGAACACGAUAGCGUAGCUUCUAGGACUUCGCAUACAGACGAAUCCUACGCAGAUGCAACGCCAGAUAUAGUACCAGCACCAGCUGGUUUCGCAGAUUCCCCUUCUUGUGCUUCAACUAAGAAACAUGCAAGUGGCGCUCGUCUAUACAAGAAGCUAGACAAAAGAUACCGCUCUGAAGAUAAAUCUCGACAUUACUAUCGAAACCGACAGGAUGUCCGCGCUAAGUCUGAAGAAAGAGGCAAGGAAGAAUAUGCUUCAAGUGAGAAACCUCAAGAUACACGUAUUGCAAGGUCUGCUGGUAACAGUCUGGACAAGCUUGGUGGAUCUAGCGCUAGUGUGGACCCUGAUGAACACGAAGAAUGUUCUGGAAGCUCGGAAGGUGCCGAAGGAGGUCGUGACGAAAAAGGAAUCUAUGCUGCACCAUGGUGGUGUGGUAACUGGAUAUUGCUCUCAGAAAACAAUGAUCAUUGGACCAGAAUUCCACCAGACGCUUUAGAUAGUUCUGACUCAGGACAAGAGGAUCCAACUGAAUCGGAAACGGAGUUUAAUAAGAGAUACGUGGCAUUGACACACAGGCUAGUGCAUCGACGUGCUUGCAUAGAACUCAAUCGACGACAGGCCGAUAAUAGCUUUGAAAGUGACAAGACAGUAGUGGUAAGACGUGGUAAUGAAGAGUUUGGCUUCCGGAUUCAUGGAAGCAAGCCAGUAGUGGUGUCAGCGAUCGAACCCGACACGCCGGCAGAAACAUCAGGAUUGGAAGUCGGAGACAUUGUUAUAGCCGUUAAUGGAAUCAAUGUUUUAGAUAAGACACACUCAGAAGUAGUGAAGAUCGCGCACUCCGGGUCAGAAAUACUUGAAUUGGAGGUGGCCCGUACAUGCGAAGUUGUGGCUUCUCUAGCUCAUGAAGGAGGACCAGCGGCACUGUACUCUGGGUACCUGUGGCGAGCCGCCCCCAUAAAACCGCACCACCCACCGCGCUGGACCCGUCGGUGGUUCGUUCUCAAGAGGGACAACUGCCUGUAUUAUUAUAAAACUGAUUCUAGCAUUCAUCCAGUGGGAGCUCUCAUGCUCGUUAACUAUCAACUUACCGAAGAAGACGCAGGUAGGGCACAUGGGUUCCGCCUACACCGCGGUGGCGGCACAAGGUUGCAACUCGCAGCUGACACUUCUGAGGCAGCCGCUAGAUGGCGCGCAGUUCUUGCCCAUGCUAUUGACGCUAGUAACCAGCGCGACGGUUGGCUUGAAGUGACUAUGAGGAACAUGAAAUUACCACCAUCUUCGAUCCCACGACCCGACUGCUUUGGAUACCUCAUGAAGCUUGGGUCCAAGUGGAAGUCCUGGGCAAAGCGAUAUUGCGUACUGAAAGACGCCUGCCUUUACUUCUAUAACGAUGGAAACAGCAAAAAUGCUUUUGGUAUGGCCUGUCUUCAUGGCUACAGGAUACAGACGUGCGCUCCUGGCGGAAAGAAAUACGCCUUCGAGGUGAUGCCCACGGAGCCAAAACAGAGACACUUCUACUUCCACACGGAAUCUGAAAUGGACAGGAAACGAUGGAUGGCUGCUUUGGAGUACUCCAUAGAUAGGUGGAUGAAGGCCGGUUGACGACGAGCCCUACCCUCCGAAGAUUCAUACGACUUUCUAUAGCUUUAGUUGUAUCAAAUAUAUUUAUUGUUAUUCCAUA